GAAAAGCAUGUCACCCCUCCUCCAUCGUUGGAUUCCGACGAACCCCAUCGAACGGCCACCAUUCGUCCUCAACAACACGUCAGCUAGAGCCACACGACCAACCCCGCCUCAUAGGCCUACCUGCCACGCCCCUUGAUCCAAUCCCAAAAUAAAAUAUAGUGGGCCCACCCCCCACACCCUAUUUAAACACCUCCGCACCCAACGUUCAACUCAGGAAGUCCAUCCCCCAAGCACCCCAAGAUUUCCUCUUCAUUACACGAUCGCCUCUCUCUCUCUCUCUCUCUCUCUCUCUCCCUCUCCCUCUUGGAAUGGAAAUCGCCGGUGAGAAGUCUUCCGUUGCUUGCGGCGGUGAGUACGACCCGCUGAACUGGGGAGCGGCGGCGGAGUCACUGCGCGGGAGCCACCUGGAGGAGGUGAAGAGGAUGGUGGCAGAGUACCGGAAGGCGGUGGUGCGGCUGGGCGGGGAGACGCUGACGGUGGCGAAGGUGGCGGCGAUCGGAGGGGGGAGCGUGAAGGUGGAGCUGGAGGAGACGGCGAGGGCGGGCGUAAAUGCGAGCAGCGAGUGGGUGAUGGAAAGCAUGUGUAAUGGGACGGACAGCUACGGGAUCACCACGGGGUUCGGUGCGACGUCGCAUAGGAGAACCAAAAAUGGCGGUGCCCUUCAGAAGGAGCUUAUUAGAUUUUUGAACGCAGGCAUCUUUGGCAAUGGAACAGAAUCAUGUCACACACUGCCUUACUCGGCUGCAAGAGCAGCCAUGCUAGUGAGAAUCAACACCCUCCUCCAAGGAUAUUCUGGCAUCAGGUUCGAAAUCCUGGAAGCCAUUGCCAAACUCCUCAACCACAACAUCACUCCCUGCCUCCCCCUCCGUGGCACCAUCACCGCCUCGGGAGACCUCGUGCCGCUCUCCUACAUUGCAGGCCUGCUCACUGGCCGCCCCAAUUCCAAGGCCGUCGGACCCUUCGGAGAACCUCUUGAUGCCAGCGAAGCCUUCCGUAUCGCGGGCAUUGAUGGCGGGUUCUUUGAGUUGCAGCCUAAGGAAGGCCUUGCUCUUGUUAAUGGCACUGCAGUUGGUUCCGGGUUGGCAUCUAUGGUCCUUUUCGAGGCAAACAUUCUUGCAGUUCUGUCAGAAGUCUUAUCUGCAGUUUUUGCAGAGGUGAUGCAGGGGAUGCCUGAGUUCACAGAUCACCUCACUCACAAGCUCAAACACCAUCCAGGCCAGAUUGAAGCUGCAGCUAUUAUGGAACACAUUUUGGAUGGAAGCUCUUAUGUUGAAGCAUCCAAAAAGGUACAUGAGGUGGAUUCCAUGCAGAAGCCAAAAAAGGACCGCUACGCCCUCCGAACAUCGCCCCAGUGGCUUGGUCCACAAAUUGAAGUGAUCAGAUCGUCAACCAAGUCGAUUGAGCGGGAGAUCAACUCUGUCAACGAUAACCCGUUGAUUGAUGUUUCAAGGAACAAGGUGUUACAUGGUGGCAACUUCCAAGGAACCCCAAUUGGAGUCUCCAUGGACAACACAUGUUUGGCCAUUGCUUCAAUUGGGAAACUCAUGUUUGCCCAAUUUUCUGAGCUUGUCAAUGACUUCUACAGCAACGGUUUGCCUUCGAAUCUCUCUGGCGGUCGAAACCCAAGCUUAGACUAUGGUUUCAAGGGAGCUGAGAUUGCCAUGGCAUCAUACUGUUCAGAGCUACAAUUUCUGGCAAACCCUGUCACUAACCAUGUGCAGAGUGCUGAGCAGCACAACCAAGAUGUGAAUUCCUUGGGACUAAUCUCUUCAAGAAAGACAGCUGAAGCCGUUGAUAUCUUGAAACUCAUGUCUUCAACUUAUUUAGUUGCAUUAUGUCAGGCUAUAGAUUUGAGGCACUUGGAGGAGAAUUUGAAGAACACAGUUAAGAGCACAGUCAGCCAAGUGGCUAAGAAGACCCUUACUACUGGUGUCAACGGAGAGCUUCACCCAUCCAGGUUCUGCGAGAAGGAUUUGCUAAAAGCUGUGGAUUGGGAAUAUGUGUUCGCAUAUGCUGAUGAUCCCUGCAGUGCCACUUACCCAUUGAUGCAAAAACUGAGGCAAGUUCUUGUGGGGAAUGCAUUGGCAAAUGGUGAAAAUGAGAAGAGUGUGAGUACUUCGAUCUUCCAACAGAUUUCAGCAUUUGAGGAGGAAUUGAAGACCCUUUUGCCCAAGGAAGUUGAGGGUGCAAGGGUUACACUUGAGAGUGGGAACCCAGCUAUCCCAAACCGAAUUAAGGAGUGCCGCUCUUACCCGCUGUACAAGUUUGUGAGGGAGGAUUUGGGAACAGGGUUGCUCACUGGAGAAAAAGUCCGGUCACCAGGCGAGGACUUGGAGAAGGUGUUUUCAGCAAUGUGCGAAGGAAGGAUCAUUGAUCCAUUGCUGGACUGUCUCAAGGAGUGGAAUGGUGCUCCUCUUCCCAUCUGUUAGUACAUUUUUCUUUCAUUAAGCAUUGAAGUUGCAAUUUGAAGGGAUGGCAUGAGGAUGGACCUAAACUACAAGCAAUAUGUGAUGCCUUUGUUUCCUUCUCUAUUUUGGGGGAAAUGACAAAUGGAAUUGAUGGGUUUUUUAUUCAAAUCUGCACGAAGCCAUGGUCAUUAUCCAAAUCUUAUUGUCUUUUUCAUAUCCAUGUGUAUUAAAUCUAAAGAAUAACCAUAAUAUGAAAUGCAAUUUUACCAUUGUUAA
This is a messenger RNA of Malania oleifera, 2684 nucleotides long. RefSeq names its product phenylalanine ammonia-lyase-like. The transcript has 2 exons. Gene Ontology annotation, molecular function: phenylalanine ammonia-lyase activity. Lineage: Eukaryota; Viridiplantae; Streptophyta; Magnoliopsida; Santalales; Ximeniaceae. Gene Ontology annotation, cellular component: cytoplasm. Gene Ontology annotation, biological process: L-phenylalanine catabolic process. Bases 309 to 2429 code for a protein of 706 amino acids. The record is from RefSeq and is a predicted model, not a curated record.